Messenger RNA from Musa acuminata subsp. malaccensis (wild Malaysian banana), 4889 nucleotides. Its product is annotated as regulatory-associated protein of TOR 1. Gene Ontology annotation, biological process: regulation of autophagy; positive regulation of cell growth; positive regulation of protein serine/threonine kinase activity. Lineage: Eukaryota; Viridiplantae; Streptophyta; Magnoliopsida; Zingiberales; Musaceae. The record is from RefSeq and is a predicted model, not a curated record. Gene Ontology annotation, molecular function: protein-macromolecule adaptor activity; protein binding. Gene Ontology annotation, cellular component: TORC1 complex; cytoplasm.
UUAUUCUUCCGUUCGCUCGGCUCUUUCCUCUCGCCAUUUCCCUCCGCCUCCACACCACCCCCCUUUCGAGAAAAACCUAGGGUUUCUAUUCCCAUCCUCCCACACCCGCCUCACCACAGAGCUGGAUUGCUCCUCCUUCCUUCGGCGGAUUUCCAUGCGCCGCUGGGCCAGCGGCUUCGUCGAUUAGGCCGCGCCCGCGAUCUCCGCCGAUCGGUGCCAGGGAACCGCGGGUAGGUCCUCGGGUUGGGAUUCCAUUUUCGAGGCGACGGUUGCGGCCAGGCGGGCCGGGUUUGGGUUAUCGGGAGCUUUGAUCGGAUGGCGUUGGGAGAUCUGAUGGCGUCCGGGUUGUCCGGGUCUUCGGCGUCCGUUUCGAACCAUUUGGAUGAGUUCUCCGGCCGGGAGGACGGGGACGGGGCCACAGCCGCGGAGGGGAGCGAGCCUGAGGUGGCUACCCCGGCCGGGGGUAUCCUAGCGGUAAGGGCGUCCGCUGCGGCCACCAGCAUGGUGUACUUGCCGCACACGGUCGUGCUGUCCGAUUUCCGGCACGAGGGCUUCGAGGAUUGCGCCGCAGUGGGGCCCUCGGAUAACGGGUUGGUGUCUAAGUGGCGGCCCAAGGACCGGCUGAAGACUGGGUGCGUUGCGCUUGUGUUAUGUUUAAAUAUUGGUGUUGACCCGCCUGACGUUAUAAAAAUAUCUCCAUGUGCUCGAAUGGAAUGUUGGAUAGAUCCACAUUCUAUGGCUGCUCCCAAAGCCCUUGAAACAAUUGGAAAGGCAUUGCAUGCUCAAUAUGAGCGUUGGCAACCUCGGGCUCGUUAUAAACUUCAACUGGAUCCUACUGUGGAGGAAGUAAAGAAGCUCUGCAAUACCUGUCGCAAAUAUGCUAGGUCAGAAAGAGUUCUCUUCCAUUAUAAUGGGCACGGAGUACCAAAGCCUACUGCUAAUGGAGAAAUUUGGGUUUUCAACAAGAGUUAUACACAAUAUAUUCCAUUGCCAAUUAGUGAGCUUGAUUCUUGGCUUAAAACACCAUCAAUAUAUGUCUUUGACUGCUCUGCGGCGGGGAUGAUUAUCAGUGGUUUUUUAGAGCGCCAAGAGUGGAAUUCUUCUGGUGCCACGGUUUCAUCAUCAAAGGACUGUAUUCUGCUUGCUGCUUGUGAAGCUCAUGAAACCCUUCCACAGAGUGCUGAAUUUCCUGCUGAUGUGUUCACAUCCUGCUUGACCACUCCAAUUAAAAUGGCAUUGCGAUGGUUUUGCUCUCGCUCUUUACUCCGUGGUUCUCUUAGUUACUCUCUUAUCGAUCAAAUUCCUGGUCGUCAAAAUGACCGAAAGACACUUCUAGGAGAGUUGAAUUGGAUUUUUACUGCUGUCACUGACACAAUUGCAUGGAAUGUCCUACCUCAUGAUCUUUUUCAGAGGUUGUUUCGGCAAGAUCUUCUAGUUGCAAGUCUUUUUCGAAAUUUCCUACUUGCUGAGCGAAUAAUGCGGGCUGCAAAUUGCUCUCCUGUUUCCUAUCCAUUGUUGCCACCAACUCAUCAGCACCAUAUGUGGGAUGCAUGGGACAUGGCUGCUGAGAUUUGCUUGUCUAAGCUUCCACAGUUGAUUGCCGAUCCAAAUGCAGAAUUUCAGCCAAGCCCAUUUUUCACCGAGCAAUUGACAGCUUUUGAGGUGUGGCUGGAUCAUGGUUCUGAGCAUAAGAAGCCACCAGAGCAGUUGCCGAUAGUUCUCCAGGUUUUGUUAAGCCAAUCUCAUCGAUUCCGAGCAUUGGUACUGUUAGGAAGAUUCCUUGAUAUGGGACCUUGGGCUGUGGAUCUGGCCUUGUCUGUUGGGAUAUUUCCUUAUGUUCUAAAGCUUUUACAAACUACUGCAACUGAAUUACGUCAAAUUCUUGUGUUCAUCUGGACCAAGAUUCUUGCGCUUGAUAAGUCUUGUCAGGUAGAUCUGGUGAAAGAUGGAGGUCACACAUAUUUUAUCAGGUUUCUGGACAGCAUGGAUGCAUAUCCUGAGCAACGGGCAAUGGCAGCUUUUGUUUUAGCUGUUGUUGUGGAUGGACAUCGGCGAGGACAAGAAGCAUGCAUUCAAGCAAAUCUAAUACAUGUUUGUUUGAAACAUUUGCAACUCGCUAAUCCAAGCGAUGGGCAAACAGAACCUUUACUUCUUCAGUGGCUAUGUCUAUGCCUGGGAAAACUCUGGGAGGAUUUUCCAGAAGCACAAAUCAUAGGUCUGCAAGCAGAUGGGCCAUCGAUAAUUGUUCCUUUAUUGAUGGAACCACAACCUGAGGUUAGAGCUGCUGCUGCUUUCGCUUUGGGUACUCUUAUUGAUGUUGGAACCAUCACAUUUGGUGAGGGACAUGGAGGUGUUGAGGACAUUGAUGUUGAUGAAAAAAUAAAAUCUGAGCUGAGUAUUAUUAGAAGUCUUCUGCAAGUUGCUGCAGAUGGAAGUCCUUUGGUUAGGGCUGAGGUUGCUGUUGCUCUUGCUCGCUUUUCCUUUGGUCACAACAAGCAUCUGAAGUCAAUUGCUGCUGAAUACUGGAAGCCCCAGGCUAACUCCCUUCUGAGCUCCUUGCCAUCUUUGGCUAGCAUUAGCAAUCCUAGUUGCUAUAACCCAAGUCAGUUUAUUCAGGUAGGGAGCACCAUUUCCUCAAACAUUGGUCCUGUAUUAAGGGGUAGCAGUGACAACACUGCUGGUGUUCGAGAUGGAAGGAUCUCUACAAGUAGUCCCGUCACAUCAACUGGCGUUAUGCUUGGUUCUCCGUUAUCUGAUGAUUCUUCACAUCAUUCGGAUUCUGGUAUAUUGAUAAAAGAAACUGCCAGUAAUGGGGUCAUUGAUUACCCUAGAGCAAGACCUCUUGAUAAUGCUCAAUAUUCUCAAUUUAUUUUGGCCAUGUGUAACAUGGCAAAAGAUCCGUCUCCGCGUGUUGCCAACGUUGGCCGAAGGGCACUCUCUAUAAUUGGUAUUGAACUAGUGGUUGCAAAAGCUGCAAGGUUUGGUGCUGGGGGUAUACACCAAGGAGAUUCUUGUGCUCCAUCUCAUCUUUCAAAUCUUUCUGGGUUAGCACGCUCAUCUUCAUGGUUUGACUUAAAUGCUGGCCAGUUAUCAAUGACAUUCCGAACUCCUCCUGUUAGUCCUCCUCGACAAAAUUAUCUGACAGGAUUGCGUCGUGUGUGUUCUUUGGAGUUCAGGCCACACCAACUGAGUUCUCCAGACACUGGACUAGCUGAUCCACUUUUAGGAGCUUCUGGAUCUUCUGGGGGUUCUGAGCGUAGCUUACUCCCGCAAUCAACUAUUUACAACUGGAGUUGUGGUCAUUUUUCGAGGCCACUUCUUGCUGGUGCCGAUGACAGUGAAGAAACUAUUGCUAGAAGAGAAGAAAGAGAGAGAAUUGCUUUAGAUCGCAUAGCUAAAUGCCAACAUUCCUCUAAUAGUAAACUUGGGAAUCAAAUUGCAAGCUGGUACACAAAGUUUGAAACUGGCACAAAAGCUGCUUUGCUCUUGCCUUUUUCUCCUAUUGUAGUUGCUGCUGAUGAGAAUGAACGGAUCAGGAUAUGGAAUUAUGAAGAAGCUACUCCAUUGAACAGCUUUGAUAAUCAUGAUUCUUCUGAUAGAGGAAUAUCUAAGUUGUGUCUUGUGAAUGAACUUGACGACAGUUUGCUUCUAGUUGCUUCGAGUGAUGGAAAUGUUCGCUUUUGGAAAAAUUACACUGUAAAGGGGAAGCAGAAGCUCAUAACUGCAUUUUCUUCAGUUCAAGGUCAUCGAGGUGCUGCUCGCGGUACAAAUGCAGUAGUGGACUGGCAGCAGCAAUCUGGUUAUUUGUAUGCCUCUGGUGAGAUAUCAUCUAUCUUGCUUUGGGAUCUGGACAAAGAGCAACUUGUCAGCUCUAUUCCAUCAUUAUCUGAUAGCAGCAUAUCAGCACUGUCUGCUUCUCAAGUCCAUGGGGGUCAAUUUGCUGCUGGUUUUGUUGAUGGUUCUAUCAGAAUAUUUGAUGUUCGCACUCCGGAAAUGCCUGUUUGCACAGCAAGACCACAUACCCAAAGAGUGGAAAGAGUUGUUGGUAUUGGUUUUCAACCUGGACUUGAUCCGACUAAGAUUGUCAGUGCAUCUCAAGCUGGGGAUAUACAAUUUCUGGAUAUAAGAAACCAAACUGAGCCAUAUCUCACUAUUGAUGCACAUAGGGGCUCACUUACUGCCUUGGCGAUUCACCGUCAUGCCCCAAUCAUUGCGAGCGGCUCAGCCAAGCAGAUUGUGAAGGUGUUCAGCCUAAGAGGAGAGCAGCUAAGCAUCAUUAGAUAUUACCCUACUUUUAUGGCUCAGAGAAUAGGUUCUGUUAGCUGCCUCACUUUCCAUCCAUACAGAGUGCUACUUGCUGCUGGUGCAGCCGAUGCCUGUGUAUCUAUUUAUGCAGAUGAUAGCUACCAAGCAAGAUAACUAGCUGCUAUGAGUUUCAUUUAGAACAUGCAGACCUCUAACCAAGGAACAUGGUUAUAGCUACCUGAUGAACAAGUGAGCUGAUAACUGCAGCUACUACAGAUCAUCACAUUUUGGGUACAUAAGCCUCUGGCUCUGCAUGUGAAAUUUGUAUCUCAGUGUUUAUUAGCCUCCAAUGAGCUUGGCACGUCGUCAAAAUUCCUGCAUCAUCACUGGGGGCUCUCACAAAUAAUCAUACUUAGGUAAAAGAUGUAAAUAGUUCCUUUUCUUUGGAUGAUUGUCUUUUUUUUUCUCAUUGUCAUCUUUUGUUUUGUUGAAUUUGUAAAAUUUCUUCAUAUUAUAAAUUAAGUAUGGUGGCUUUUUGGGCUAGGUUUGUGAUGUUACAUCCCAAAAAGUUUCUGAGCAUUAAACCACCUAGCUGCUGAUGUUUCAUUCUUUCUGUUGGUAAAUGAGUUUCUCAUCGUUGUGCA